UUAUCAUUCCCGCCAGUUUCCAAGCGCUUGCUGUGGAAAUAUUUUUGGAUGAUUUUUAGUUUUUAAGUUAUACUAUUGGUUUUAUCUCCUUUGCUAACAGCAAAAUUCCUUGUGAGCUACGGUAGUGAACAGAUAUUUUUAUAUUUCAUCUCUAGAAUACCAUUAAAAAGGCGAAUGGCUAAAGUUCACGUUUGCAACGUUGUAGUGCUUGAUAAUCCAUCACCUUUUUUCAAUCCUUUUCAAUUUGAAGUAACUUUCGAAUGCAUAGAAGACUUGAAAGAAGAUCUGGAAUGGAAAAUAAUUUAUGUUGGUUCUGCAGAAAGUGAAGAUCAUGAUCAAGUAUUAGACAGUGUCUUUGUGGGGCCUGUACCUGAAGGGCGGCAUAUGUUUGUAUUCCAGGCUGAUCCACCUGAUCCCACAAAAAUCCCUGUUCAAGAUGCUGUAGGUGUCACUGUAGUACUCUUAACUUGUUCAUACAGAUCUAAAGAGUUUAUCAGAGUCGGAUAUUAUGUGAACAAUGAAUAUGCUGAUCCAGAAAUGAGAGAGAAUCCACCAGCAAUACCUCAGUUUGAUAAGUUACAAAGAAAUAUUUUGGCAACAUCUCCAAGAGUGACAAGAUUCAAAAUUGAUUGGGAUGAUAAUGCUGGUGUUGAUAGCUUACAAGCUCCUUCCACAUCAGAAAAACAAAGAGAAAAUAAUGAUGAUAGUAAUGGACCUUUAAAGCAGUUGUUUCAAGAAAGUAAUCAUAGUAUGGAAAUGGAAGUUAUGUGAAUUUGCUUGUGUGUGAAAUGUUUAUAUUUAUAAUUCAUAUUUUUUGGUUUCAAAUAAUCGUAGAUGUCUUAGAUAUGAAUUUGUAUUUUAACUUCUAAUGUAUAUAUUUAAUAAA
Messenger RNA from Argiope bruennichi, 886 nucleotides. RefSeq names its product histone chaperone asf1-like (gene asf1). The record is from RefSeq and is a predicted model, not a curated record. The transcript has 4 exons. Gene Ontology annotation, biological process: DNA replication-dependent chromatin assembly. The coding region runs from base 175 to 771 and encodes 198 amino acids. Gene Ontology annotation, cellular component: nucleus. Lineage: Eukaryota; Metazoa; Arthropoda; Arachnida; Araneae; Araneidae. Gene Ontology annotation, molecular function: histone binding.